Molecule: messenger RNA, 548 nt
Organism: Paramecium octaurelia
Lineage: Eukaryota; Ciliophora; Oligohymenophorea; Peniculida; Parameciidae
Source: the annotation of a GenBank genome assembly
AUGUUGAUUCCAGGAAAGGUGGAAACUUAAGUAUUUCUAUUGGAGACUUGUAAUCUGGGAGGAUAAGGUUUGUCAUAGAAAGUCUUGGAAGUAUUGAUAGAUGGUUUGAGUACUAACUUUUCAGGUUAAGUAAAUAAUCUAUAUGAUCAAGUAGAUUUUAUACGAAUGUUUUUAGGAAAUAGUAAUAAAAAAUUUACUAUGUUGUCUCUAAUGAGCCACAACAAGAAAACAAAGAUGAAUAUGAAUAGAAUACUCAAAUAUAAUCUACAAAUGAAGAUCCUCCAUAAGAAUCUUAAUAAAAGAAUUAAAAAAUUAUUAUGGAUUAACCUAAGUAACCUAAAUUGUAAUAAUAAAUAAUGCAGAGAGAGGAGGAGAUUAAAUCAAAUAUCCCCAGAACUAUCAAAAUUAAAGAAAGCGCUGAAUAGGCUAUACUAGCUGAUAUAUAUUGUUAAUAGUUAGUGAAUGAUACAGAAUAAAACAAAUUAUUGACUCAUGAUGAAUAAGGGCUUAAUUCAUCUGGAAAUUAAUUAAAUGACGAAAGUCUUUGA